Leguminivora glycinivorella is the source of this 1805-nucleotide messenger RNA. RefSeq names its product retinoid-inducible serine carboxypeptidase-like. Gene Ontology annotation, molecular function: serine-type carboxypeptidase activity. The transcript is spliced from 9 exons. The record is from RefSeq and is a predicted model, not a curated record. NCBI's taxonomy places the organism in Eukaryota, Metazoa, Arthropoda, Insecta, Lepidoptera, Tortricidae. Gene Ontology annotation, biological process: proteolysis. The coding region runs from base 65 to 1357 and encodes 430 amino acids.
GUUCGCAUGUGUUUUACACCAGUGUCUGUGCUAUUGUGUUUUUCGUCAAUGUGAAGUUAAUUCAAUGAUUAAAAUAAAUACAAUGUUGUGGUUACCAGCGCUUGUUAUUUUCACCUUGGCUCUCGAUGGAGUGGUACCAACGGAAUACAAUCCAUAUCUGGAAUCAUUGCGAACUAGACCUUGGAAGAGUUUCCAAAGCUAUGUCCAAGCGCGCCCAGGGGCCUUCCUAUUCUACUGGUUGUACUACGCAGACGGCACGCCCGCCGGCGCGUAUCGGAAGCCCCUUAUAAUAUGGGUGCAAGGCGGGCCGGGCCUGGCUGCCACGGGUAUUGGCAAUUUCGCGGAGUUUGGGCCGUUAGAUAUGGAAAUGCAGCCAAGGAAUCAUACGUGGGUUAAUGGAAGAAAUGUGUUGUUGAUAGACCAUCCCGUUGGAACGGGGUUCAGUUACGCUACCAAUGACUCCUUGCUUGUGAACACCGAUAGAGAAAUGGCAAUGGACCUAUCGAAAGUAAUCAAGGCGUUUUUCAAGAAGCAUAAAGCUUUCCGAAAAACUCCAACAUAUCUGUUUGGACAGAGUUAUGGAGGCAAGUUGAGUCCGAGGUUGGGAUAUUAUCUGCACACGGCAGUAGAAAAGAAGCGUCUCAAAAUGAACUUCAAAGGCAUAGGUAUUGGAAGCGGAUGGGUAUCUCCAAGGGAAAGUACCUUGGUCCAACCGGAUUUCUUGUACCUUAUGGGUGUCAUCGACCAGAACACAUAUUUACGCGCCAAAGAUAUUGUGAAGGACAUGAGUAUAUUUAUAGACCAAAGCGAAUUCAUGAAAGCGUUGAGACUGGAUUCCAUACUAUUUGUCAUGUUUCAUAGAGAAGGAGCAAUGGACAUAAACAUGAAUAAUAUCAAUCAAGUCAGUCCAUACCCUGCCUUAGACAGGUUGGCUGUGAAAGUGAAUAAAUAUGUAAAGCCGAUGCUGUCCCACGUGGUGAAUCAAAGCAUGCACUGGAACUACCACUCGGAAAGAGUAUUUACAACGCUUUAUAAGAACUUUUUCGUGCCGUCUACAAAAUUCUUAGAAAUGCUAUUAAAUAAUACGAAGCUAAAGAUAGCCGUUUACAAUGGAAACUUGGAUGUAGUAACACCAUUAGCUGGUGCAUCAAACUGGGUCCACAAGCUGGAGUGGCCCGGCGCUCAAGAGUUUAAGGAAGCCAAGAGACAGCCGAUCCGAGGGUUCAGGAACGGGUUCUAUAAACAAUUCGGACAGCUGAGCUUCUGGUCCGUCUUCGGAGCUGGCCAUUGGAUUCCUGAGGACAACCCAAUGGCGAUGGAGCACAUAUUGGAACAUAUGCUGGACGUAAAUAAUUAGAUCGGAAAUGGUUAAGGGUAUAAGUCUAGUCUGAAAACUGUUAUUCAUUUCAUUAUCAAAGUUUGUAGGUAUUUAUACCGCCUUUUGUUAUACAUUUAAUAAUGCAAGAAGGUAUUUUAGGAAUUACACCUUAAGUUUUUAUAGCUUCGCGCAAAAUAUUUAGCUCUAUGUGAUGUGUGAUAAUGAUGCCUAAUUAUAUUAGCCAGGUUCACACAGAGCGACCCAGCUUUCAAUAUUUUACCUAUUAUUCGAUAGAAGGACCUAUUGCACUUGAUGCACAAGGUCCCUUUUUAAUGGAAAGCCACAUUUAUAGUCCUAACCCGAAGUAAUCGAAGUAUAUUGUAUAUACACCGCGUUUUUUUUGUUUUCCGUUAAAUUCGACACGUAGCUAGGUUCAUUAUCAGGGUUAAGUUAAAUUCGCAAAAAAAAUGUUUUCAUCAUUUUCAUA